Ostreococcus lucimarinus CCE9901 is the source of this 708-nucleotide messenger RNA. RefSeq lists its product with no specific name. The transcript has a single exon. The record is from RefSeq and is a predicted model, not a curated record. Gene Ontology annotation, molecular function: magnesium protoporphyrin IX methyltransferase activity. Lineage: Eukaryota; Viridiplantae; Chlorophyta; Mamiellophyceae; Mamiellales; Bathycoccaceae. Gene Ontology annotation, biological process: chlorophyll biosynthetic process. Bases 1 to 708 code for a protein of 235 amino acids.
AUGGCGGAGACUGGCGGCGACGAAGCGGCGAGCGUGAAGAAUUAUUUCGACACCACCGGGUUCGAACGGUGGAAUAAGAUUUACGGAGAGACGGAGGACGUGAAUAAGGUGCAGCUCGACAUUCGCGAGGGACAUCAACAAACGGUUGAUAAGGUUUUGGCGUGGGUGAAGAACGACGAUUUGGAGGGCGUGACGGUGUGCGAUGCUGGGUGCGGGACGGGGUCGUUGGCGAUUCCGUUGGCGCUUCAGGGGGCGAACGUGAGCGCGAGUGAUAUCUCUAGCUCGAUGGUCGGCGAAGCGGAGCGCCGAUACAAGGAAUUGGUGGCGAACGGCGCCAAGGCGCCGGCGACCGAGCCCAAGUUUGACGCCAUGGGCCUCGAAGAAGCCACGGGCAAGUACGACAUGGUGACGUGCAUCGAUGUCAUGAUUCACUACCCGAAGGACCGCGUCGACGGUAUGAUCAACCACUUGGCGAGCUUGAGCAGCAAGAAGCUCAUCAUCUCCUUCGCGCCGAAGACGUUGGCGUACCUCAUCUUGAAGCGCGUCGGCGAGUUGUUCCCGGGACCGUCCAAGGCGACCCGCGCGUACCUCCACGACGAAGCUGAUGUUGAAAUCGCGCUCAAGGCUGCCGGUUUCAAGGUGAAGCGCCGCGAAAUGACCGCGACGUCCUUCUACUUCUCCCGCCUUCUCGAAUGCGAGCGUGUUUAA